Molecule: messenger RNA, 9023 nt
Organism: Nothobranchius furzeri (turquoise killifish)
Lineage: Eukaryota; Metazoa; Chordata; Actinopteri; Cyprinodontiformes; Nothobranchiidae
Gene: sorl1
Product: sortilin-related receptor, L(DLR class) A repeats containing
Biological process (GO): post-Golgi vesicle-mediated transport; protein retention in Golgi apparatus; protein targeting to lysosome
Cellular component (GO): membrane; Golgi apparatus
Molecular function (GO): protein binding
Source: RefSeq, a predicted model, not a curated record
AAGGGGCACCACUGCCAGUAGAAGGAGCUCUUCCUGAGUUAUUUCUAAUCUAGCAGUUAGAUAUAACAUGGCGAGAACACAAGCAGGAAAGAUGCUGCGCUCUCCUCGAUGUUUCUUAUAUUUGUUGGUGUUCGUGCUUUCUGGAGUAAACGCGUCGACCCUUCAUGUCCACCCGGAGCAGCGAGUGCUCCCGCAAAGCAGAGGCAUUUUCACCAUUGAGGCAAAUAAGGAUUUAUCAGUCGGAGAUGGAGGAGGCGUCGCGGCUGCAGCGCUGCCUCUGGCCGCUCGCGAUGCCUCUCAGGGCGGCGCGUCGGGCUCCAGCGCCCACCCAGAGCAUCGAAGCCGCCGGAGCACUGGUAAAUCGGCCAUGCCAAAUGUGUACGGCCAGGCCAACCUGAAUGAUUCCCAUAACCAGAUGGUGGUCCACUGGGCUGGAGAGAAGAGCAACGUGAUUGUAGCCUUGGCUCGAGACAGCGCUGCAGCCACUGGGCCCAAAACCAGCUCGGUCUACGUAUCGUAUGAUUAUGGUACAACGUUCACACCCGUCACAGACAAGUUCAAGCUCUCAGGAGCCAAAGUGAAGGACGACAGCAAACAGGUCAUCUCCCAGUUCUACCACAGUCCAGCAGACAACCGCAGGUAUCUUUUCGUCGACUCUACCAAUGGCUACCUGUGGAAUACCUUUGAUUUCUGUAAGAAUGUCCAGGGCUUCUCCCUCCCCUUCAAGCCAACUGACUUGCUGCUUCACUCCAGACGAUCCGACCUGGUGCUUGGCUACGACAGCUUUCAUCCAAAUAAACAGCUGUGGAAGUCAGACGAUUUUGGGGAGACGUGGGUUUUGAUCCAGGAGCACGUGAAGGCCUACUUUUGGGGUGUCGAACCUUACGACCCUCCCACUACGGUACUGGUCCAGAGACAUGAGCCCCAGGGGAUCUCUACUAUACUCAGCAGCACUGACUUCUUUCAAAGCGAACAGAACCGCAGAGUCAUCCUGGAGCAGGUGGACAGCUUCCAACUCCGAGACAAGUACAUGUUUGCUACCACCACACGGAAAUUGCUCGGCAGCCACGAACCUUCAUCUGUUCAGCUCUGGGUGUCCUACAACCGCCAGCCAAUGAAAGCAGCUCAGUUUAUGACUCGACAUCCAAUCACAGAGUACUACAUAGCAGAUGCAUCUGAGGACCAAGUGUUUGUGUGUGUGAACCAUAUCAACAACGUCACACACCUCUACAUCUCAGACACACAGGGCCUGUCUUUUUCUCUGUCACUUGAAAAUGUGCUAUACUUCAGUCCUGAGGGUUCAGGCAACAACACACUCAUCAGGUACUUUGCCAAUGAGCCGUUUGCUGACCUGCACCGUGUAGAGGGGCUGCGAGGCGUCUUCAUCGCCACGCUCAUCAACGGCUCGGCUAGUGAGGACAACAUGCGCUCUGUCAUCACCUUUGAUAAGGGGGGGACGUGGGAGCUGCUACAGCCGCCUGCAGCUGACAGCCUGGGAGGAACCGUAGAGUGCCAGCUCAGUAAAGGUUGUUCCCUCCACCUGGCCCAGCACUGGAGCCAGCUGUUCAACAUCCAGCUCAGAAGGAUGCCAAUUUUAUCCAAGGACUCGGCACCAGGGCUGAUCAUGGCCACAGGAUCUGUUGGAAGGAACUUGGCCAACAAGCCAAACGUGUAUGUUUCUAGCAGUGCUGGAGCUCGGUGGAAAGAGGCUCUGCCAGGACCUCAUUUCUACACCUGGGGGGACCACGGUGGUAUUCUGAUGGCCAUCGCACAGGGAGGCUCCACCACACAUCUCAAGUUUAGCACCAAUGAAGGUGAGACGUGGACUGAAAUAAAGUUUUCAGACAAGGAGGUUUAUGUUUACCAGCUACUGACAGAGCCUGGGGAGAAGAGCACCAUCUUCACCAUCUUUGGUUCCUACGCUGAGCAGAGACAUAGCUGGCUCAUCCUGCAGGUCAACACCUCUGACGUUCUAGGCGUUCCAUGUUCUGAGGCCGACUACAAACUCUGGUCUCCAUCAGACGAGCACGGGAACGACUGUUUGUUGGGCCGAGAGGUGACGUUUAAGAGACGAGCUCCGCAUGCUACCUGCUUCAAUGGAGAGGACUUUGAUAGGCCAGUUACUGUCUCCAACUGUUCCUGUACACGUCAGGACUAUGAAUGUGACUACGGAUUCAAGCUCAGUGAGGACUUGUCUCUUCAGGUGUGUGUGCCUGACCCGGAGUUCCUGGGUGACCUUUAUGCUCCUCCAAUUCCUUGUCCUGUUGGUACCACCUACCGUCGCAGCAAAGGCUACAGGAAAGUUCCUGGUGACAGCUGCAGCGGAGGAGACGUGGAGUCCAGGCUGGAUGGAGAGAUGCUGCCCUGUCCUGUCGGAGAAAGUAAUGAGUUCAUCCUGUACGCUGUGAGGAACUCCAUCCAUCGCUACGACCUGGCCACAGGUGCGGAUCAGGCCCUGCCGCUGUUUGGCCUCAGGGAGGCUGUGGCUCUGGACUUUGACUACGACAGAAACUGUCUGUACUGGGCCGACAUCUCGGUAGACACCAUUCAGCGUCUUUGUCUAAAUGGCAGCUCAGGUCAGGAGGUCAUUGUCAGGAAAGACCUACAGAAUGUGGAGGCUCUGACCUUUGACCCCAUCAGUAGACUGCUCUAUUGGGUUGAUGCUGGAGCCCAGAAGAUUGAGGUUUCUAAUCCUGAUGGGGACCUGCGUCACACUUUGCUCAACUCGUCCGUCCUGGAACAUCCCCGAGCUCUGGUUCUGCUUCCUGCUGAGAGCCUGAUGUUCUGGACGGACUGGGGAGACAGAGCAGCUGGUGUUUACCGGAGCUACAUGGAUGGAACCAACGUGUCCUGCAUCAUCUCAGAGGGUGUCCGCUGGCCCAACGGCAUCACGGCCGACGACCACUGGCUAUACUGGACAGAAGCCUUCAGCGACCGCAUUGAGAGGGCAGACUUCAGCGGGGCCCAGCGGAGCAUUCUCAUGGAGGGUCUUCCCCACCCGUAUGCCAUAGCUGUCUUCAAAAAUGAUCUGUACUGGGAUGACUGGUCUAAGAUGGGAAUCUUCAAAGCUUCAAAAGCUGGAUCUCACAGCAGUGAGCUGAUUGUCGGCAGACUAACUGGAGUCAUGGAUCUCAAAAUCUUCUAUAAAGGGAAGAACAGAGGAUAUAACUCCUGCGCCGACCAGCCGUGCAGCCUGCUGUGUCUACCUCAGCCUGGCCACCAGCACACCUGUGUUUGCCCUGAAGGAGCUCCGACCAUGACCAUGCAUGAUGGAGAGCUGAGGUGCCAGUGUCCCCCUGGCUACCAGCUCCAAAACAACACUUGCAUCAAGACUGAACACAGUUGUUUGCCCAACCAGUACCGCUGCUUCAAUGGCCGCUGCAUCAGCAGCAUCUGGAAGUGCGAUAGCGACAACGACUGUGGCGACAUGAGUGAUGAGCAGGAGUGUCCCACCACAACUUGUGAUCCCUCCAAUCAGUUCCACUGUGUGGCCUCAGGCUCCUGCAUCCCAUUGGCCUUCAAUUGUGACCAUGAAGAUGACUGUGGAGACAACAGUGAUGAGGAGCACUGUGAGACUCACCAGUGUGGCGCUGGUGAGUUCACGUGUGCACGAGGUGUUUGCAUUCGUGAGGCAUGGCGCUGCGAUGGAGACAACGACUGCAGGGACUGGUCUGAUGAAGCCAACUGCACAGUGGGCCGCCAUACAUGUGAGCCCAGCAGCUUCCAGUGUCACACGGGUCACUGUAUACCACUGCGCUGGAAGUGUGACGGAGACGAUGACUGUCAGGAUAACUCGGAUGAAGAUCCUCAGUAUUGUGAGGGAACCCAGUGUAAAGGCUUCCUCUGCUCCAAUGACACCUGCCUCCCAGCGGCAGCACACUGUAACGGGAUCCAGGACUGUCCAGAUGGCGCCGAUGAGCACAACUGCGACCCGUUGUGUACUCGCUACAUGGAGUUUGUGUGUAAGAACCGAGCUCAGUGCCUGUUUCAGUCCCUGGUCUGUGAUGGGAUCAAACACUGUGAAGAUGGGUCUGAUGAAGAUGCACAGUACGCUGGAUGUGCCACGACGUCUGAAUUUAGCAAAGUGUGUGAUGCCUACACCUUCCAGUGUGCCAAUGGAGUGUGUGUGAGUCUGGAGUGGAAGUGUGAUGGCAUGGACGACUGUGGGGACUACUCUGAUGAAGCUAACUGUGCUGCUCCCACUGACGUCCACGGCUGCUCCAGAUAUUUCCAGUAUGAAUGCAAGAACGGGCGCUGCAUUCCUACCUGGUGGAAGUGUGAUGGAGAGAAUGACUGUGGAGACUGGUCCGAUGAGGCUCAGUGUACAGGUGGUGAUACACCUCACAGUGUGACACCUGGUGCUAACACAUGUGCCCCCAACCGGUUCCACUGUGGAUCUGGAGCUUGUAUCAUCAACACCUGGGUGUGUGAUGGCUAUCCUGACUGUCCUGAUGGAAACGAUGAGCUCGGAUGUCUCACAGCUAAUAACUCAGCUACGCUGGCCCCAGCACCCUCUCAGACCCCUCCUCCAUCUCCUGGUCGAUGUGGUCAGGGUCAGUUCCAGUGUCGCCGACCCCCCCACUGCCUCCCUGAGUGGCUGCGCUGUGAUGGCCAGCUCCACUGUGAGGAUGGUUCUGAUGAAGCUCAGUGCCCCACCCAGCAGCCUCUGGUGUGCGUUAACGGCACUCGUUGCUCUGACGGUGAAGCCUGCGUGUUGGACCAUGAGAAGUGUGAUGGUUUCCUGGACUGUUCUGACCACAGCGACGAGUACAACUGCACCUUGGAUACACUCACCUACAAAGUUCAGAACCUCCAGUGGAAACCGGACUUUCUGGGUGCCAUCACUCUGACCUGGUCCCGACCUAAAAACCUUCCCCAGACCUCAUGCUACUUCCUCAUAUACUACAGGCUGGUGGGCACCCAGCAGUGGACCAACAUGGACACCCACAGCAACAAGACUAGCUACAAACUGACCGUGCUGAAACCAGACACCACCUACCACGUGAAGGUUCUCACUCAGUGUCUCAGCAAGCUGCACAAGAGCAACGAGGUGAUCACAGUCCGGACUCCAGAGGGACUUCCUGACCCUCCCAGGAACCUGCAGCUGACAUGUGACAACGGAGAGGAUGGGACAGUUUGGGUGUCCUGGAGUCCUCCGGACAACAGCCACGGGUUGAUCAGGGAGUACAUUGUAGAGUACACCGAGGCUGGAGGUCUGGAGUGGACGUCCCAGAGAUCCUCUGAAACGAGCACAGAGGUGAAGAGGCUGCUGCCAGACUCUCUGUACCGAUUCAGGGUGGCUGCUGUGACCAGUCGAGGGGUUGGGAACUGGACUGAUAUUAAAGCCAUCACUCCCAAAAAAGCUCUGCCUCCACCUUCUGUAACCAGCAGCAGCAUCAGCACCGACUCCAUCAGCCUGACGUUCGGCUUUAACUCUCAGUAUGAUGUAAAUUAUUACAUGGUGGUUCUGUCCUGGCAGUUUGACACUCACGUGAAGGAGAGCAUAAACUACACCAUCACAGAGGGGGUCCUCAGGGCUGCUAACCUGACAGCAGGAACUCUCUAUGAAGUGGCUGUCUGGGCUCACACCACUUUCGGAGACAGUCCCACCACUCUGUCCCAGCACCAGACCAAAGGCACCCAGCCGGACCGGCCCCUCCUCAAAACCAAGGCUCUGAACCAGACGGCUGUGGAGUGCUCCAUCAGCGGUGGUCUUCCUGCUGUGGUGUAUGGUGUGUUCUAUGCCACCUCAUUCCUGGACCUGUACCGUGGACCUCGUCAAAUGCAAACCUCCUCCCUCAGCCUCACGGUGACUGUCGACAGCGACGAACAGUUUCUCUUCCUGGCUCGAGUUGUUUCACCCUUCCUGGGUCCUCCGUCUGACUACGCCGUGGUGAAAAUGAUUCCCAACGAGAGGCUGCCACCCAGGAACCUCCACCGUGUGUGGGUGGACAAGACUCAGGCCACGCUAAAGUGGCAGCCACCCUACGACAGUCCCGACACUCCUUUGACGUAUGUGAUAAAUGUGAGGGACGUGAUCCGUAAGAAGGAAGGGAACUACAAGCUGACCACCAAGAACAACACGGUGGAGUAUCUGCUGAAGGGCCUGGAGCCCGGAGGGAGGUACAUCAUCUCCAUCCGCCUGCGUAACAUGACCAAAGAGGCCAGCUUUACCCUCAGCACAGUUCCUCUUCCUGCUCCAGAAGCCUUGAAGAUGUUGACAGAGAAGGACCAUGUGUUUCUCUUCUGGAAGAGCUUGGCGGUCCGAGACAAGGGCUUCAAUGAAAGCAGGGGCUAUGAAGUGCACAUGUUUGACAGUGUGACCAGCCAGACGUCAUACCUGGGAAACACCACAGAAACCUACUUCCGCAUCAACAGCCUGCCUGUGGGACACAACUACACCUUCUCCGUACAAGCCCGCUGCCUGGUCAGCGAUCAGCUGUGUGGAGAACCAGCGCUGCUGCUCUAUAACCCCUCAGCAGGGACAACUGAUGCCUCUCACACUGAGAACCAUUCCAGGGACAUGGCAUCUGUGGUGGUUCCAGUCCUGUUCCUGUUGCUGGUGGUCGUGGGCGGGGGUCUGGUGGCGCUCUACGUGCGACACCGUCGGCUGCAGAACAACUUCACAGCCUUUGCCAACUCCCACUACAACUCUCGUCUAGGUUCUGCCAUCUUCUCUUCUGGGGAUGAACUGGGUGACGACGACGAAGAUGCUCCAAUGAUCAGCGGUUUCUCAGAUGAUGUUCCCAUGGUUAUUGCAUAGCAAGACUCUGCUUUUGUCAUCUUCCUGUCUCCCCCCCCCCCCCCCCCCCCCCCAACCCCCCCGGCCUAGUGGAGUGGUGUGAUGAAGCCAACAGGUGGAGACUUGAACCCACUGAAGGCCCCCCCCCACCCACCCACCCAGUACGCAGGAAAUGCAAAGAGGAACGGAAACGUGUAAAAGAAAUAUUUUUCAAAGAAACGAUGCACUUUUUUGGAUGCGCAAUAACUUAUUUUUUAUAAAAGAAAAUAAAAAUAUAUGUGAGGAAACGAGCUGGGAGGAAGAGUGGGAGAUUGAAGCAAACUGUGAAGAGUUUGAGUUUGUCCAGCAUGUUUUUAUUGCAAACUCAUCGUCUGUUGGAGCGUUUUAUGGCAUAAAGCCAAAGUUAGCAUUCAAACUGGAACUCAGAAUGCAAAAAACACACGUAUACACACACAUGGAAGAAGAUACAAGUAUAUAGCCUAAUGCUGUAAACACAACCUAAAACCAGAGGGCAUCAGGCCGCUUCGAGUUACAUCUCGUGGUAAUAGUACAACCUGUAUUCUAGGAGUAUAUGUUGUAUCAUAGGAGUCUGUGUGACGCGGUGCCAGGGCACAUACGUGGUCAGCCAGUCGGGGGAGUUCACUGUGGAUUAUGUUUUUAUAAAAUCUAAUUUAUCCGUAUUUGAGGAAAAUCGCCAGUUAUGAACCUGUUGAUUCUGUAAAUGCAGCCGGAGCAACCAAACGGAUGUUUGCAGAGGAGCUCACAGCAACACGUUUGUUUUCUACCACCAGCACAUUGUUGUACGUAGAAGUAAGACAUGCCGUGUUCGGAGUGUGUUCUUGGACUCCAGGGAAAGGUCGCCCUCUGCCAAGGUCAUUUAUUUGUGAAUAUUAGCUUUUAAAAUGUCUUCACUUUGUAAUGCGGCACCAUGGUGCUUUGUAAAAAUGUGUGUGUUGUUUGAUUUGAUUUUGCUUGUUCUGUUUUUUUUUAAUCAUUCAGGACCACAAAUGACUGUCCCCAUAGCUGUAGUUAUAGGAGAGGUAUGUUUGGGGUUCUCAGGGAAACGUGUCGGAGCGGACACCAGCGCAGCACCACCUCCACCACUUUCACUUAGACACGUCCUCCUAUAGAGAGGUCCAGGAUCAGCGUAACACAACGGUGAUCCUGGUGGCUCAUCGGAUCUGGAGUCUGUUGUUUUCCUCUAGGUGGAUCCUGCCGUGCUGGUACUUAGAAUUUGCUUUGGAGGGUUUUUUACAAGAGGAAGUAGCAUCACAUCAGUGUUUAUCUCUAGAUGUGAACAAACCUAGAUAACUGGCUGUGUGGUUGGAUUCAUCUGGAGGCAGACAACUUGGGAUUCUUUUGUUAAUGUUGAGGUGAGCCUCGGAUCAGUGGAAGCUGAUUGGACAGUGAGAAUAUUUGGGUCACACACACACACACCCGUACUCUCUACACCACGUUGACUGGUGUCUGCCUCCGGCCUCGAGCAUUCUGAAACGUAAACUGCUGGCGUCCUGUUUCUCCGUCUGCGUUGGUUUUUUGUGAAAAAGGUCUCCAUGAAUGUAUUCUCUGUGUUUUGAAAGCGUCGUCCCGGUUCGUCGUGCUACUGUCACCACCUGUGAACGGUCUCUGCUUUCACACCUGAACACACAGCCUUCCUGCUGCCCCCUCCACUUGUGAACUUUAAAUUCAUGUAAACUAAAAAAGUAAAUGGUGGAACUCACUCAUUUCAUUCAUCAAUAUGUUUUAUUCUGAAAUCCUCAUAAAAUGUGCAAAGUGACGUUGGGAGAUUCAGGAGUUACUUGUUUUUGUUUCUUGGCCUUAAAACUGAUUUCCAUGCCGUUUGUAGGCUUCGUGUUGUCUGAUUUUGUUUUUUCGCCACAUAAUGCCUUAUAAGAACACGUUGGGUUUGAUGUAAUGUUUGUAUUAUAGAACACGUGCAUGCAUUUGCUCUCACACACACUGAAAUGGUACACAAUGCCCCGAAAGGCUGAGAAAGCAUUUAAUGUGAGGGCAUUUAAUCAUGAAGUCAUAUCACUGCUCCUUUCUGUGCUGUUGUCAGGAUCCUCUGUUUUUAGUCUAGUUUUACACAUGUGCAGCGGUAUUGUGUGACUGUUCGCCACCCGUCUUAAUGCUGACUCAGAAUCUGGUCACGGUGGAACCGCUGACGUUUGUUUGUUUGCUUGCUUUUAUUGGAGAUUGCCAGAAAAGGAGAAGUUCAGAGGAGCAAUGUGAGGUGUUUUAAACGACCACUUAUACUGAAAUAAACUUGCUGAAAAGGAAA